CUUAAGCUGCAUUGUUACAGUGCUAAUAUCUACACCCCUAUAACAACUUGUUCUCGAGGACCGGAACUGGUUUAAGAUCGUGACCUUCGCGGGCUUGGGCCCCGGAGCCCUUCCCUUUACUCUUUAGUUUGCGUCAUUUGAGUGAACUAGACAACCAUGUUUGGAGCCCAGGCCCAGGCGAAGCCUGCGCACAACCCGAAUGGCGAUUUGGAGGUGCCGGCGCCAGGCGACAUGGAUUCCAUCAGCAGCCUGACGUUUAGCCCAACGAGUGACUUCUUUGCUGUCACGUCAUGGAACAACAGCGCCUACGUGUGGCAAUACAACCAGCAAGGGCAAACCUUUGCCAAGGCGCAGAACGCUGGCACUCAGCCAGUGCUAGCGAGCGCCUGGAAGAAUGACGGCAGCGGCAUUUUCCUGGCGGGCUGCGACAAGGCGGUCCGGCUGUGGGACCUGGCCAGCAACCAGGCGGUGCAGGUGGCGAUGCACGACGCCCCCGUCAAGGCCGUGGCGUGGUGCCCGCAGAUGAACUUGCUCAUCACCGGGUCCUGGGACAAGACGUUCCGCUACUGGGACACUCGCUCGCCGACGCCAGCGCACACGGGGCAGCUGCCGGAGCGGGUGUACGCGAUGGACUUGCGGGAGGACCUGCUGGUCAUCGGCACGGCGGACCGCAGCCUGCACGCGCUGUUUGUAAACCAGCCGCAGCAGAUCAAGACGCUCGCGUCGCAGCUAAAAUGGCAGACGCGCUGCGUCGCGGUGUUCCCAGACAAAAAGGGGUUCCUGGUCGGCUCCAUCGAGGGCCGCGUCGCGGUGUCGCACCUCAGCGAGCAGGACCAGAAGGACAAGAACUUCACCUUCAAGUGCCACCGCCUGGAGACCGACAUCUACUCGGUCAACACCAUGUCCUUCCACAACCAGUACGGCACAUUUGUCACCGCCGGCUCCGACGGCACCUACAACUUCUGGGACAAGGACUCCAAGCAGCGCCUGAAGGCGCAGGCCAAGGCCAUGUACCCCAACGGCCAGCCCGCACCCAUCACCUGCGGCGCCUUCGACCGCACCGGCCUCAUCUACGGCUACGCGCUCAGCUACGACUGGAGCAAGGGCUACGCCGAGUACAACCCCACCACCAUGAAGCCAUACAUCAUGCUGCACUCGUGUAAGGAGGACGAGGUCAAGCCCAAGCCCAAGCAGCCCACCGCCGGCCGCAAGUAAGCAACAGUGGCCGGCUGGAGCGGCGGCGGCGGCGGCAGCGACGUUGGCGGGGGCAGUGGCGUCGGUGGGCAGCGGCAGCGGCGGGUGGUGCCGACGGGAGCGCGGGAGGAGCUGCUGGAGGAGCGGUGGAGCGGCGGGGCGGUGGCCAUGGGAUGGAGGCGGCAGCAGCGGUGGGGUGGACAGUGGCGGCGCGGCAACAGGGGGGCGGAGGCGGACCCGGCGGCGUUGGGGCUCACUGGCGGCCGCCGCCGGCUCCCGCGCGCAGACAGCAGUGGGCGCACGGGCGGCGUGCUCUGGCAGUCGGUACGGGCCCACGCCAAGGCCGGCCCGCCUGUUGGGUUGCAACGCGGCGGCUGGGCCCACGCUGCGGCGUGGGCCCGGAUUGAGCCCGCCUGUCAGGGCUGGCGAAGCUGGCAACGAUGUCUGGGAUGCAGCAAGAGCUCGCGCAGCAAGGGCCGUCAGGAGCAGCCAAUGGGCGCUGCAGCGUCCCUCCCAGCCGGCCGGGGUUGUUUGGCCGGGCUGCUUGAUGUUGCUGCUGAGCGACGGGGGCUGCAGCUGUCGCGCGGAGGGGGCGGUGACGUUGUGAUGCAGAGUGCAGAUGGGCAAAAGGCAGACCGGGUGCUUUGGGUGGCUCCGGACAGAAUUGUGGCCUUUUACGCGUAUUGGGCCUAGUAUCGGUGUGUGAACGGCCGGACAACGAGCGACGGUAGCGGUGUUAGUCAGAGUGAACUGACAGUUACAAUUGAUUGGAAAAGCGAUAGGUGUGCUGUGUGUGUUGUGUUCGGAGUUAGCUAGCUGCGCAAUCGCAACCGAGACACGUUGGAGGGGGGCAAGUACCGUACUGCUGUGGCGGCUUUGGGAGCACGACGCGAGAUGGGCCCGCCACGUAUGCUUUGGACCUGCAAAGCUGGCACAGGGUCCACGGGACUUGGCGUAUGUACGAGUACGGAGUACGGGGUGCGUAAUGUUUUGUCAGUUUCAACAACACUCAGAACGGGGCCUGGGCGUGGCGGAGGUGUGGGUGGCGGUGCAUGUGUGCGUACGUGCUUGAUAAGCAGUUGCGCCGUGUGCAGGAUGCGCUGCUUGGCUGGGGCCGGUGCAUGGUGCACACAUCAUGCGAGGGAGGCGCUUGACUGGGAUGUGCCUGGCCUUUUGUGCGCUGCUGUUCGCGCGGACUCGAUACUGGUGGAGCUGGGAAUCCGUAAUGAUGAAGAUGCGAAAAGACUA
Chlamydomonas reinhardtii is the source of this 2442-nucleotide messenger RNA. RefSeq lists its product as uncharacterized. The transcript has a single exon. Bases 157 to 1215 code for a protein of 352 amino acids. Gene Ontology annotation, cellular component: nuclear pore. Gene Ontology annotation, molecular function: ubiquitin binding; RNA binding. Gene Ontology annotation, biological process: RNA export from nucleus; transcription-dependent tethering of RNA polymerase II gene DNA at nuclear periphery. Lineage: Eukaryota; Viridiplantae; Chlorophyta; Chlorophyceae; Chlamydomonadales; Chlamydomonadaceae. The record is from RefSeq and is a predicted model, not a curated record.